Molecule: messenger RNA, 5524 nt
Organism: Bemisia tabaci
Lineage: Eukaryota; Metazoa; Arthropoda; Insecta; Hemiptera; Aleyrodidae
Product: ATP-binding cassette sub-family C member 4
Biological process (GO): transmembrane transport
Cellular component (GO): membrane
Molecular function (GO): ATP hydrolysis activity; ABC-type transporter activity; ATP binding
Source: RefSeq, a predicted model, not a curated record
GCCGCCCUAUUUCGAAUUUCGCGCGGCGCCAAAAACCGAGGAAGCUAUUAAAUAAUUAGCCGAUCAUGCGCGGCGUGCUCGGAGCGUUUUGAAUCACCGGUGAAUUACAAGUAAUCCCGACUAGGAGUAACACCCGAUCACUCACGACGCGAGGUGGACCGGAAUUUCUGCCGCACACGCCGAUUCAUAGGAGACAGGUCGAUUUGCUCGAGUGAAUAGUUAAGUGUUUUUCUCCCUCGCUCCUGUAUUGCAUGAAAUUACGCUCGGUUCUCUCUGAACAAGUUCGAUUGUGGUGUUUUAUGUGAUUUUACGACUGUGAUAGUGUUGAUUCGAUGAUUUUUGACUCGAAGACCGCACAUGGAGACUGGGACAAAAAGUUAUAAAGUAAACCCGCGGGAUAAAGCGGGAGUGUUCUCGAUUGUAUUUUUCACAUGGCUAUGGGACAUUUUCAAACAAUCCUACUCGAAUGUUUUGGGACUAAACGACAUAUCCGAUCCGCGGAGGCAGGAUCACGCCGAGUAUUUGGGAGACCAGCUUGAAGCGUCGUGGAAUGAAGAACUCAAAAAAUAUGAAAAUCCUAGCCUACUACGAGCCAUCGUGCGGGCAUUCAAAAGAGAUUUCAGUGUGAUAACUGCACUGCACCUGACAAAUGAGCUAUUUUUGAGUUUUUGUAAACCUUUCUUCUUGGGUAUGCUGCUGUCUUACUUCAAGGAGAAUCCAAUCAUUUCAAGAGAGCAUGCCAUGAUCUACGCGGGGUUGUUGAUUUUCACAACUUGCUGCACCACACUCAUUAUGAAUCACUACCAGUUUACGAGUCAGCAUCUUGGGCAAAGAGCCUGUGCUGCAGUUAUCUCACUCAUCUACAGAAAGUGUUUACGGAUAGACCGGAGUGCACUGGGAAUGUCUGCGCCGGGCCAAAUUAUCAAUCUCAUGUCCAAUGACGUGAGCAGAUUCGAAAUUGUCUCAGUCGUUCUGUCGUUCAUGUGGUCGGCGCCUAUAGCCAGCGUAGUUGUGGCGUACUUUUUGUUUUCACUCGUUGGAUAUUCGGCCUUCGUCGGCAUGGCUAUAAUCUUCAUCGUGUUACCUAUACAAUCUUAUUCGGGAAAAUUAACUUCAAAAUACCGGUACCAGGUGGCGUUGCGAUGCGAUGAGCGAGUACGGCUCAUGGAUGAGGUUAUUGCUGGUGUACAUGUGAUAAAGAUGUACGCGUGGGAAAAACCGUUUUCAGCCCUAAUGGAGUAUGCGAGAAGGAUGGAAGUUAAGAUUUUGCGAAAAACUUCCUAUCUACGAGGAUUGUAUAUGACUUUUAAUAUUUUCACUACACGAGCUGCAAUGUUCGCAACCCUGGUUUCGUUUGUUCUUAUGGGAGGCACUCCAUCUGCAGAUGUGAUUUUUGUGGUGGCUUCCUAUUAUUCUAUAAUUGCUCAAACAAUGACCGGUAUGUUUGUUCGAGGCUACGCCGAAAUAUCAGAGUUUCUGGUAUCAAUAAGAAGACUUCAGAAAUUUCUUUUACUUGAAGAGUAUCAAUGGCGUGGAAGGAUUGGCGACGUAGACGCCUCGAAAGCGGGUCGAGUCGAGAUGGAAAAUGUCUCAGCCUGGUGGAGCAAGCAAUGUAACGAGGCAGCUUUGAGUUCUAUUGACCUAUCGAUUCCGAACGGCCAGUUGGUCGCUGUCAUCGGUCCAGUGGGCGCUGGAAAAAGUGCGUUACUUCAGACGAUCCUACAUGAGUUGCCUCUCUUGUCGGGAAAGAUGAACAUCUAUGGAAGAGUUUCCUAUUGCAGCCAAGAACCAUGGGUGUUCGCAUCAACUGUUCGUCAGAACAUCUUGUUCGGCGAGCCGUUCAGCCGAAAAAAAUACGCUCAAGUCAUCAGAGUCUGCAUGUUGCAACGGGACUUCGAUUCUUUUCCGAACGCUGACUUUACACUGGUCGGAGAGCGCGGUGCCUCAUUGUCCGGCGGUCAAAAAGCUCGUAUCAACCUUGCCAGAGCUGUGUACAAAGACGCAGAUAUUUAUCUCCUUGACGACCCUCUGUCUGCUGUUGAUGCUCAUGUUGGAAAACAUUUGUUCCAAGAUUGCAUAAAUGGUUACUUGAACGGUAAAACUCGGAUACUUGUCACUCAUCAAACGCAGUUUCUGCAUCAAGUAAACUCAAUCAUCAAACUGGAAAAUGGUAAGAAAGAAGCAGAGGGGACAUACCAGGAAGUCUGCAAAACCGCCGGAGAUCGAGAAAAUAACGUAUUUGAGAUGGAACACGACUUGGAGAAAGAAGAAUUUGAGGACAAACCACGUAGACGCUUGCUCUCACAAUCUUCCGUUCAUAGUGUGCGAAGCACACGGACCAGCAACCAAUCCACGAUGCACGGACAAACUGGUGAUGAAGUUUCACUCACUGGCGUAGAUAUCUACGAAUUCGACAAUGAACCAACGACCUCGAGCAUUGAGGAGGAGCUCUUUGCACUCGAAGCCUACAAAGGCUCAGUCACCUUCGGUUAUCUCAACAGCGGCUCCAACAUUUGCAUGGCCAUGCUUUUCAUCUCGCUCUUCUUCGCUGCCCAGGCAUUUGCCAGCCUUUGCGACUACUUCGUGCCUUUUUGGGUAGGUAUUGAACAGGACAGGAUUCAUUCCUCAAAGCACUCGAAGGAUUUUGACAUUCAAAGUCUCUCGGAAGAAUCUUUCUUUGAAUUUGUCCACGGUGAUUUUACUCAAUAUGUUUACGUCGCCGUGUAUUCUGCCUUGGUUGUCCUUCUCUUUGUGAUUGGAUUAGGUCGCUCACUGGUAUUUUUCAACACUUGCAUGAAAUGUUCAAUAGGACUCCAUCGGAAUAUGUUCAGAUCAGUUGUUUCCACUUCUUUGAGCUUCUUCAAUGCUAAUCCUUCAGGUCGAAUUCUAAACAGAUUCUCCAAAGACAUCGGUGCCAUCGAUGAGCUCCUUCCAAAAUGCCUAAUGGACAGUGGACAGGUGUUUACGAUGGUGAUCGGUUCAAUGAUCGUGACAUUAACGGUCAACCCUCUUUUUGCCAUUCCGACAGUAGUGCUUGUCAUUCUUUUCUACCAGAUUCGAAAAUUCUACCUCCACACAUCGAAGAACCUGAAGAGAAUUGAAAGUUUAGCUAGAGGUCCAGUUUUUACCCACCUGAACGCAACACUGCACGGGCUGCCAACAAUCAGAGCUCUCGGAGCGAAGGACGUUCUGAUCGCUGAGUUCGAUGCUCAUCAGGAUAGACAUACAUGCGCCAUAGGAUUAUACUCAGGUGGCAGUGUCGGAUUCACGCUCAUUUUGGACUUUUUCUGCAACAUAUUCUUGACCAUCGUCGUAUUUAGUUUCUUCUUCACUGAUCAGGCUGACAGUGGAACCGCUGGUCUUGCUAUCACGCAAAUAAUGAGCAUAACUUUCCUAAUUCAAUGGGGGAUGAGACAAUCCGCAGAGGUUGCGAACCAGAUGACCUGCGUCGAGAGGGUUCUCUUAUACUCCCAGCUGGAGCCAGAGCCUCAACCCAGAUCACCAAAAUCUGUACCUGUCGGCUGGCCAACAGAGGGCCGCAUACGCUUUGAAGAAGUAUACUUGAGUUUUAAUGAUGACCCACCAGUUUUGAAGAAUGUUACUCUUGAAAUUAAACCAAGAGAGAAGAUUGGUAUCGUAGGACGAACGGGCGCUGGAAAGUCAUCUUUAAUUUCGGCACUGUUCCGUUUGACAAAGUUGGAAGGAACUAUCACUAUUGAUGGAAUAGACACGAGUACAAUCUCCCUAUUCACACUGAGAUCCAAUAUUUCAAUUAUUCCACAAGAUCCAGUGCUUUUCUCGGGAAACCUGCGGAGAAAUCUGGAUCCUUUCGAUCAAUACUCCGAUGAAGUCCUGUGGACAGCUUUGGAAGAGGUGGAACUGAAAGAGAGUGUUUCUGAAACCGGAGGUUUGCAAACCAAAGUAACUGAUGGAGGAGGCAACUUCAGCGUUGGCCAGAGACAGUUGAUAUGUCUUGCCAGAGCAAUCGUUAGAAACAACAAAGUUAUUAUUUUAGAUGAAGCAACUGCCAAUGUUGAUCCAAAAACUGACAUAUUGAUACAAACGACGAUUCAACGUAAAUUCAACGCCUGCACAGUAUUGACGAUCGCACACAGAUUACACACAAUAAUGGACUCUGACAAAAUUUUAGUCAUGGACCAAGGCGAAGCAGUGGAAUUCGAUUCUGCGGCCAACCUCUUGAAGAAUAGAGAUGGUUACUUUUACAGCCUGGUUCAAGAAACGGGCCCAAUCGUUGCAGCUCAGCUAACGAGACUAGCAAAUCAAAAUACUGUCUUAUGACAUGACAUGAAGUCAAGGGAAAUUUUCUAAAUUCAAGACUUUGAUGUUUAAUCAAGUCACGCAAAGGACGGAGUUUCUGAAAAUUGAACUGAUUUAUGCAAUUGCCCAACUUCAGAGUUUUCCAAAUUCUGGUUAUUGUUUUUAAGUCUUGUUAAAUUUCAGUUCACAAGAAUACUGAAAGAAAUAAUAUACCGUACAGUUACCAUUGGUCAACAUGUCUUUCAAAUUUCUUUUUUCAAGAAAAUUGUUUUUUUUAAGUUUUGUGCGAAGUAUUAAGGGGUACUUUAAAAUGAAAUAAGAAUAUAAAUGUCGCAAGCAGUUAGCAAUCGCCCGAAAUUUGCAAGUGACCUAAUGUUGUUUGAGAGAACGCAACAAGGUGCAUUGGCAUAGUGAAGCUUUGAUAGGAUAGCCUUCAAUGACACGAUCACAGGUUGGAGCGCCUUCAUUUCUGUAUGACACUUUACGCAUUGUUACAGAGUUAGUUUAGUUGCCUAUCCGAUCCGAACUCAACCAAGGUCAAGAUUUCAUUACACGCUCUUUAAAGGAAUAGGAACCCUUGUUCCUAUCUUUCUGAAUAGUUCUAUAAUUUUCAAUUUAUUCACUUGAAGCUUACCAAUUGCCGGCGAUUGUUAACUGUCUGAGACUUAUAGAAUCCAUUUUUUUGGUAAUAAAAGAGAUACACAGAGAGAAAAAAAAUCCGGCAUAUCCUUUCAAAAAAGUGAUGUUACUCAAUUCCUUCUAUUAAAACGUAAGACAAGUGUUGCAACCCUUCAGAAAAGACGAUUCAUCAAAAGACUGAAAAGCUAUUAUUCGCCAACUUAUGUCAUUAACAACGUUUUAGAAGGACAUUUACGAUGUAAGAAAUCUCAAAAGAUUUCCACACCUAGGGAAAAGUUUGUAGUGUCCAGCUAACUUUUCCAUGCAUUUCAGUUUUAAUCCCCUCUAAAUAUUAUAGCAUCAUGGGAUUUAGAAGGAUUUUGAAAUUGAUGAACGUUCCUCCUUCCGUAGUCCCCCUUUCAUCCAAAAAAAGCGAUCCACGAAUGAAGUUUUUUUUAUAAUUAUAGGUAUUUUCACUUUUUCCGCUUAUAUUUGUCACCUUUACAAUAUUUUGUCCCCACCCAGUUAACUGAGGUUUUAUCAAGUGUCGUGUGGUCUUGAUUUUUGUAAAUAGUGUUAAAUACAAAUUUGUAAAAAGCAAAUUAUUAAAUAAUUUUGAAAAUAUCAA